AUGUCGGACGAAAACCUACUUGCUCUGGCUACUUACGCCUAUGCAUUGAGCACAUAUUAUUAUUACUUGGUCAAUCAAGCUGCAGUUACAAAAAGGAAACCAAAGAAAAGACGAUUCUGGAUGAUAAAAAUGCACGCUGAUCGAACAAAAAACGACGAAGGAAGGAAUUUACUAGCGGACUUGAUUCACGAACCUUCAGGACAGUUUGAUAAUUUCUGUCGGAUGUCGUCUUCCGAUUUUGAAUUGAAAAUUGGACCAGCAAUAGCAAAGAAAAAUACACGUUGGAGACAGGCUAUUCCAAUUAAAGUUCGCUUAGCAGUAACGUUAAGGUUUCUGGCCACAGGCAAUACAUAUAGAUGUCUCCAUUUUCUAUUUAGAAUAUCCAGCCAAAUAAUAUCCAGAAUUGUACCCGAAGUUUGCAAAGGAAUUAUUGAUGUUCUUCGUGACGAAGUGAAAUUUGACUUCGCCUGUGCUGGUAUUACAGAGACCAAUUUUCGUAAACUUGGGGAAAGAAGAUCCACCUGGCGCUGUAUUGACUGCAAAACUGCCCAGUCUCCUGCAUCAACAUCUUAUAAUAAUCCUGGGAUAGCAGUGCGAUUGGAAGAAAUGCAGGCUACCCUAGUGAAUAUUACGCAGCAACUUGUACCCUUGGCGUCACUUAUUGAAGAUGUAAAGACCAUUAAGCUUGAAAUAUCGAAUCUUAAGAGCUCAGUUGAAUUUGCUCACCAAACUGCAAGCCAGUUGUCGGUGACGGUGAAGUCCCUGGAAUCCAGAAUUUCGCAAGUUGAGGAACACACCAAUUUGAUCCACAUUUUGGGAGCUGACCUUAAAAAGUUCAAAGAAGAUCUACAGGAUAAGGAACAAUGGGCGCGGGCCAAUAAUGUGGAAAUAAAAGGGAUUCCAGUGAAAAAGUCCGAGAACUUAUACGAUAUUGUGGAUAAUAUCAGUAAAGUUAUCCAGUGCUCUAUACGUAAAGAAGACAUCAAUUAUAUUGCCCGAGUUCCCAGCCUCAAAGCAGAGUCUCAAAAGUCCAUAAUCAUGGCGCUCAAUAAUCGUUACUGCAAGGAAGAGUUUGUAGCAGCUGCGCGUAAACAUAAGGAACUCAAAGUUUCCCAACUGGGAUACGCCGAUGAAGGCCAUGUUUACGUCAACGACCAUCUCACGCUAUUUAAUAAAGCUCUUCUUAAGAAGGCGAAGGAUCUGGCGAAAACAAAAAACUUCAAAUAUGUGUGGAUAAAACAUUGCAAGAUUCUGGCCCGAAAAUCCGACACAUCACCGACGUUCCGCAUAAAAUCAGAAAAAGAUCUUCUAAAAUUUUCAUAA
Messenger RNA from Parnassius apollo (apollo), 1323 nucleotides. The record is from the annotation of a GenBank genome assembly. Lineage: Eukaryota; Metazoa; Arthropoda; Insecta; Lepidoptera; Papilionidae.